AUGAUGAGAAUCAUUGAUGAAUUUUGUAAGUGGACAGGUUUGAAGGUGAAUGCUAACAAGUCUCAAAUUUUAUUUGGUAAAGCUGUUGGUAUAACCUGCAGGAAGAAACUUACCAGAAUUCUCGAUUUUAAAUCUGUUAAUGAGUGGAAAUAUUUGGGUAUUAAAAUGUCUAUUAAUAGAUUAAAGGCGGCAGAUUUUCAAGACAUUUUGGUUCAGGAGAUUGAGAAGUUAUGUAGGAAUUUUGUUUGGCACAAAUCUAAUAGUGAAAGAGGAUUACACUUUGUUGCUUGGGAUGAAUUAUGUAAGCCAAGACGUGCUGGUGGUCUUGGUUUACAAUCUUGUAUCAUUAAGAGUGGUACAAUGAAAGCUAGAAUUGCUUUGAAUUAUAUUCAAAAUCCUUAUUCCCUCCUACACCGAUCUCUCAAAGCUAGAUAUUCUGAUAACAUUUUUGAGGGAAAUUGUAAACAUAAUUCUUCUGUUGCUUGGAAAAUUAUGAUUGAGGGAGGUAAGUAUCUUAAGGAAGUGGUUAAAUGUAAGGUUCUAAAUGAUGAUGGAAACUGGGAUGAGAUAAAGUUGAGAUUUUUUUUUCACGAGGACUUGACUUGGCUAAUCAAGCAAGUAAAAGUGGUCAAGGAAGGUGGAAGGGAUAUGCUAGAACCUAUUAAGAAGCUGACGGGUUGCUCUAUUUCAGCUUUAGCCUUUGAAGCUGUGAUGAACAAGAGACACAAUGAUAUUGAUGAUGGUUUUAUAAAUUGGCUCAAGAAGCUUAAACUUAAUGUUAAGGUAGAAUUAUUCUGGUGGAGGCUUAGUAAGUUUGCAAUUCCAACCAAUUCUUUCCUUAAAUAUAGAAGAUUGGCUACUAGUGAUUUUUGUGUUAGAGGCUGCGGUAUGACUGAGAAUUAUGAACACAUUGUGGUUCAAUGCAAGCAUAUUACUUAUAUUAUUACUAAAAUCAGAGAGUGGGGAUUUGCUAUCAGUCUUUUUCAAUCACUUGAUGAAUGUUUGGUGGAACUUAGACGGCAAUCUAGUUGUAAUCCUGGAAUGGUUAGACUGUAUUGUACAACGGUUUUCUGGAAUUGGAAAAACCGUAACAUGGUCAAGCAUGGGAAACCUGCUAUUUCUGCUUCGAUGGCUGCUGCAAAUGUGAUUUCUUUAGCUUCAUCUAACCUUCAUCCUUUACUAUAUAGCUGGGGUGCUAACCUCUCUUGGGAGUAUUUGAAUUCUUGGCACCCUCCACCGCUAGAUUGGAUCAAGGUUAAUGUUGAUUCUUUGUUGCUGUCUAACUACCGGGCUAGUAUAGGAGGCAUCUUCAGUGAUAAUAAAGGUAGAAUGCUCUUAGCUUUUGGAAGGAAUUCAUUGCAUUGGGACAGUGGUCAAUUGGAAUUGGAAUCUGUUUUUGCUUUUCGGGAUUUCAUUCAAGUUUGGAUGCUUGAAUAUAUUGGCAUCAUCAUUGAAAGUGACAACCUCAAUGUGAUUAAUUACAUUCAACAAUCUAUGAAGAAGACCAAUUGGCAGACGGAGAAGAUCUUGGGGAAUAAGCUUUACUUUCUUAAUGAUUUCAAUAAAGUUGUUUUUCAUCAUGGUGCUCAGGAUGAAGAAAUUAUCAGAGAAAAGGUCUCAACGGAUGAGCUUCUCUUUCAGGAAGCUUCAGAGGAUGAAGGCAAACAGAUCUCCUUCAGACUUCAAGACCGAAGGAGGGCCGGAGGUAUGACUUCGAGUGUGGUGCUGAGAGCUUUCGCCGAAGAUUUCUCGAACGGAUCAACGGGAUGGUCUGGGAAGCUAGGGAAUGGCACAAGGAAGACGAAGGAGCUCUGGGGAAAGAUUUUGAAUGCUUGGAGUCGAUUCAUGGCCUCUAGGGAGCACUACCCUAUUCAGCCACCUCCCAUAAGUUUGGAUGGCCGGGAUUGA
This is a messenger RNA of Dendrobium catenatum, 1908 nucleotides long. RefSeq lists its product as uncharacterized. The record is from RefSeq and is a predicted model, not a curated record. Gene Ontology annotation, molecular function: nucleic acid binding. The transcript has 4 exons. NCBI's taxonomy places the organism in Eukaryota, Viridiplantae, Streptophyta, Magnoliopsida, Asparagales, Orchidaceae. Bases 1 to 1908 code for a protein of 635 amino acids.